AUGCAGCUCAAGUCCUUCGCCGCCCUCAUCGGGGCCGCCCAGCUGGCCAGGGCGCAGGAGCUCAUGCGGUUCGGCUGCUCGCAACUGACCAUCGACCGUGUCGAUCCCCUGGUCAACCCGGGCAGCCUGCCGUCGGUUCAUAUGCACCAGGUCGUCGGCGGCAACUCGUUCAACGUCACCAUGACGCCGGUGGUCCAUGAUCCGCCCAGCCUGAGCACCUGCACCAGCUGCACCUACUCGGAGGACUUCUCCAACUACUGGACGGCGAACGUCUACUUCAAAGCCCGCAAUGGCACUUUCAAGCGCGUGCCCCAGGUCACCAACCUUGGGCUGGGUGUCAAGGCCGGCAUGACGAUUUACUACAUCCGAGGAUACCAACCCAGCGCGAGGGUGACGGCGUUCAAGCCGGGAUUCCGCAUGCUCGUCGGAGACGCCACCAACCGCGACCCCAACCGGGUCCCGCAGGGCCUGUGCUUCCGCUGCGAGGCCAACAUGCAGCAGAACCCGUUCGGCGGCGCCCCGUGCACGGGGAGCGACACCAAGUACUUCCCCAAGCAGCCCUGCGGCGGCGGCUGGCGCGUGACCGUGACCUUCCCGACCUGCUGGGACGGCAAGAACCUCGACACGCCCGACCACAAGAGCCACCUGUCGUACCCGGCGUCGGGCACCUUCGAGAGCGGCGGCGCCUGCCCGUCGUCCCACCCGGUCAAGAUCCCGCAGGUCAUGUACGAGACCAUGUACGACACGCGCCAGUUCAACAACAAGGCCGACUGGCCCGAGGACGGGUCCCAGCCUUUCUACUGGAGCAUGGGAGACAACACCGGCGCCGGCAUCCACGGCGACUACGUCUUUGGCUGGAAGGGUGACGCGCUGCAGAGGGCCAUGGACAACAAGUGCGCGGGCGACACCUGCUCGGUGCUGCAGCGGCAGUCGAACGAGCAGGCCAUUGCUUGCACCAAGCCCCAGAUGGCCAAGGAGGACAUUGGCGACGACAAGUGGCUGACUUCCCUCCCCGGUAUGGCGGGCAUGUCGAUGUAA
Molecule: messenger RNA, 1038 nt
Organism: Thermothielavioides terrestris NRRL 8126
Lineage: Eukaryota; Fungi; Ascomycota; Sordariomycetes; Sordariales; Chaetomiaceae
Exons: 6
Coding region: 1-1038 (345 amino acids)
Source: RefSeq, a predicted model, not a curated record